UAUCCAUCCAGCCAGGACGCGCUCCGCUCCCCGGUCACAGCCGCUGCCCGGUCACAGCCGCUGCCCAGGGGCUUGAAUCCAUCAAUUAGAACAGCUGGGCCGAGGGAUGCGCACUUAAUUAACUUCAUCUCUAUUAUUUUCGUCGUCCUGAAAGUACGUCCGUCAUCCGUCACAAUUCCACUCCAGAGGGGCUCCGCGGGCUUUCUGUCGUCCAUUCGUGGAAGGAAGUGGUCGGUGGUCUUCCUGGUGACCGCCGUCGUGAUGGUUCUGCUCGCGCUGGCCAUUGCUGUCCCGUUACUGCUGCUCCGCACCUCUGAGACCUCCGCCUAUCACUACGAGAUGAUGGGCACCUGUCGGAUGGUUUGCGACCCGUACACCCCAAAACCGGGAGGCGCCACCGCCAUGGAGGUGAUCCAGAACGUGAACGGUGUCGCUCCGCAGCCGCCGAUGGCGCAGGGGAGCCGCGGGGAGCCAGGGCGACCGGGUAAACCGGGAUCAAGGGGUCCACCGGGAGAACCGGGACCCCCGGGUCCGAGGGGGCCCCCAGGAGAGCGCGGAGUCAGUAAACUCGCCUUCCCCGCGGUGACCGGACCUGCUGGGGCUGAGAACGGAGAAUUAGAAGGUGUGAACUCCACGACCAGCAGUUUCAGGAUCGCUUUUUACGUCGGUCUGAAGAACCCACAUGAGGGAUACGAGGUGUUAAAGUUUGACGACGUGAUUACAAACUUGGGGAACCGCUACGAUGCGAGCACCGGGAAGUUCACCUGCCAUGUGUCCGGGAUCUAUUUCUUCACCUACCAUGUGUUGAUGCGGGGAGGAGACGGGACCAGCAUGUGGGCCGACCUGUGCAAAAACGGACAGGAAGUCUUGUCCCCUGUUCCCCAGGUACGGGCCAGCGCCAUCGCUCAGGAUGCAGACCAGAACUACGACUACGCCAGCAACAGUGCUGUGCUGCACUUGGACUCUGGAGACGAGAUCUACGUCAAACUGGACGGCGGGAAAGCUCACGGGGGCAACAACAACAAGUACAGCACCUUCUCCGGCUUCAUCCUAUACCCCGACUAACCCCCGCCCUGCAGCACGUUACGGACAGUAGCACUGAGAACUGUUUCCAUUAAAGUAUAUGGUCCAAUAUGUUUGUUCACAGACAGGAUUAUCUGUGUGUUCUGUUUAUUUAUUUAUGUGCUUGAUUUAAAUCCAACUGCUCUACUGUCAGAGUGUGUAUCAUGCAGACCUACAGUAACACCCCGCACCAAGCGUCAUGUUUCUUAAGCUCCUUUGACACAUUUCUAAAGCGCUUUAGGGGAAUGAGCACAGGCCUCGCCAGCUGCUCACUGUGUGUAUUAAUGGUAUCUACUAUUUUAGGCUCAGAUGACAAAAGAAAUUCAUUGAAAUGAAGAGGAAAAAUGGACUUAAGGCCCGGUCACACCGGCAUUUUAAAUGACAUUUUAUGGCAAUUACUUUCUCUGGCGGGGAUAAUGCACGCUAAUAAAGAAUUUACUUUAGUGAACUUCGACACACAUUUACACCUUUGACCUUUGAGGGAACAGAGAGCCGAAGAGUCCAAAAUGGAGGACGCUAUAGUAGCUUAUUAGUUUUACAAAAGAGACACGGUUUGCAGAUUAUGCGUCAAUAAAUCGACGUGGUUGUGAUGUCGAACGUGACACAGCAGAAAGAAAGAACGAAGGAUAUAGCCUAUUGGUGGAAAAAGAGUACAAGUUAGCCUGCUAGCUUGGAACAAAAGGGAGUAAACAGUACAGAGAAGCGCCGAGAGCUACAGUACUUCAUAGCGUAGGUCACUACGUCCUCGAGCUUCUACAACCAAAUAUGUCGCGAAGACGCAAAACCUUCUGGUGGGACCGGGCCGGUACUGUGGUAACUCAGAUACUGACAGUUAUAGCCACAUGAAUAACUUUCAUUCUCACCAAAUAGUAAAAAUGGAAGCAGCGGUUCACCUUUCCCCCCCAUGAAUCACCUGUCGUGCACGAUAAGCUGGAGCUGCAAAAACAUCGCGGCCAUCUUGCCGGCUAUAGCGAGCAGAGUUGUGGAGCUUUGAGUUGUGUUCAAUGUUUCACUAAAUAACCCAAUAACCACGGAUACAAAUGGAAGUCUUUCAUCGAUAUUGACUUGGUUAUAUUUUGUUGUCAUAUAUAAAAAUAAAUAGUG
This is a messenger RNA of Cottoperca gobio, 2166 nucleotides long. Its product is annotated as complement C1q-like protein 2. Gene Ontology annotation, molecular function: protein binding. The record is from RefSeq and is a predicted model, not a curated record. The coding region runs from base 262 to 1065 and encodes 267 amino acids. Lineage: Eukaryota; Metazoa; Chordata; Actinopteri; Perciformes; Bovichtidae. The transcript has 2 exons.